Molecule: messenger RNA, 5980 nt
Organism: Xiphophorus couchianus (Monterrey platyfish)
Lineage: Eukaryota; Metazoa; Chordata; Actinopteri; Cyprinodontiformes; Poeciliidae
Gene: dusp8a
Product: dual specificity phosphatase 8a
Exons: 7
Coding region: 486-2528 (680 amino acids)
Biological process (GO): peptidyl-tyrosine dephosphorylation; negative regulation of MAPK cascade
Cellular component (GO): cytoplasm
Molecular function (GO): protein tyrosine/threonine phosphatase activity; MAP kinase tyrosine/serine/threonine phosphatase activity; MAP kinase tyrosine phosphatase activity
Source: RefSeq, a predicted model, not a curated record
UGCUAAAGUGCACCUCCUGUACCUGAACCCCUUCCUCCUCCUUAACGUACACAUACACAUUAACCGCGUUAGCCUGUAGCUGGCUCGGCGGAGCGUCUUUAACCUGCCACCAUUCGCACUCUGCUCCUACUCUGAAGGAGACGUCUGAUGCUCCGUCAGCCCGGGUUUUAGUUCCUGGCGCUGUCACCCUCCUCUGCCUGUCAGCUGUGUGGGGCUACUGUAACUCCCACGACAACACCGCCAGGUAAACACCCAUGAAGACGCCGCGGUUGACCCCUCACCCAUGGGAGCCAGCUCAAUAACACAAGAGAGAACGCGUGGAGGUCGAGGCACCAUGGAUCUCUUGAGGCUCGCUCCAGUGGUAGCCCCACUCCACUGAUCUCUCCCUUUUCCCAUCUUUUCCUCCAUCUUCCCCCUUCAGCCUCCCCUCUUCCUUUUAUUCUUUCUUUCUUGCCCCUCACAACCACUCAGUCCUUACUUACAUCAUGGCAGGGGAGAAAGGUCCCAACAAGCGGAGCGCCAUGGACAUCAAGCGCCUGGCGAGCCUCAUUCAGAGAGGAACGGGCCGCCUGCUGGUGAUCGACAGCAGGACCUUUUCUGAGUACAAUGCGUCACACGUGCAAGGUUCGGUCAAUGUCUGCUACUCCAAGCUGGUGAAGAGGCGACUGCAGCAGGACAAGGUCUCUGUCACCGAGCUGCUGCAGCCCAAUGGCAAAGUGAAGGUGGAGCUGGGCAGGAAGCAGGAAGUGGUGGUUUACGACCAAAGUUCCAAAGAGAGAGGGCACCUGUCCAAAGACGGCUUUGUGCACAUCCUCAUGGGAAAGUUGGAGGGUACCUUCCACAAAGUCUCCCUGCUCACCGGAGGUUUCGCAGCUUUUUCCUCCUGUUUCCCCGGCCUGUGCGAGGGGAAGCCUGCCACUGCACUCCCAAUGAGCUUGUCCCAGCCCUGUUUACCUGUGGCAAAUGUAGGACCAACUCGCAUCCUGCCACACCUCUACCUGGGUUCACAGAAAGACGUUCUCAACAAGGAUUUGAUGUCUCAGAAUGGCAUCACUUAUGUCCUGAAUGCCAGCAACACCUGUCCCAAACCGGACUUCAUCAGUGAGAGCCAUUUCAUGCGCAUCCCAGUGAACGACAAUUACUGCGAAAAACUGCUGCCCUGGCUGGACAAAACAAAUGAGUUUAUAGACAAAGCUAAGGUGUCAAACUGCAGAGUGAUUGUGCACUGCCUAGCUGGAAUUUCAAGAUCAGCCACCAUCGCCAUUGCAUACAUCAUGAAGACAAUGGGCUUGUCAUCAGAUGAUGCCUACAGGUUUGUAAAGGACAGGAGGCCGUCCAUAUCCCCAAACUUUAACUUCCUGGGUCAGUUGCUGGAGUUUGAGAAGGGCCUGCGAUUACUACAAGCUUUAACUACAGAUGACAAGAAGUCUGAAAACAACUCCAAACAAAGCUCUGAGGUUGAUGGGGUCUCUGCUGGUUUUGAGAUCAACGGUCACCACACCAGCUGUGACUCAUCGGUGGCAGAUCCUCACACCAAGACUGAACCCAAGUUACCAUCUCCCACUUCCCUCCAGCAGGGCUUUAACGGCCUGCACCUCUCGGCAGAGAGGAUUAUGGACACUAACCGUCUCAAACGCUCUUUCUCUCUGGACAUUAAAUCUGUCUACUCUCCUAGCAGUCCGCAUUGCCCCAGCAUGGCACCCACUCAUUCUGAAGACAUCCCCAAACUGUGCAAGCUCGACAGCCCUGGAACCGGCACCUCCAAUGGUGUCUGCUCCCAGUCGCCCGUCCUCGACAGCCCCGGCUCUUUCGAUUCACCAUUCCCCUCACCAAGCAGCGGGGGUAGCAUUGGGGGUUUGGGUGGAAGUGAAGGAGUCUAUCGAUCUGGCACAUCCUCAUCCAGAACCAGAAGAAAAACUAAGCACAGCUGUGGUAAUUCUCCAGUCCACUCCCAUCUGCAUCAUCCUCCCCAAUCCCUCAGCUUGUCGCUGGACCACAAGAGCCCCAGCCUGGAAGAAAACCUGAGGGGUUCCCCGCUCCUCUCGCUACCCUCCCUGCCAUCUUUGGGUUCUGGGGCUAUGUGGACCAAACACAGAGACACUGUCCAGGCUACAACUCCUGUCACUCCAGUCACCCCAACCACGGACGCUCCCUGGCAUUUUGGAGCAGACGAAGGUGGUCAGGGAGAAAUGGAGCUGGGAGGAGGAGAUGGAAGGAGAGCGGAGUCAUCGGUGCGGUUUGGUAGCAGUUCAGCAUACGUGGCGUUUGGAUGUAGCGAAGGCGCCAGGUUACGGGACAAAUCCCAGAGGGAGAAGCCCUCAGGGUCUCAGACACAGAGGGACCACUGGGAUUCCACGUCCGCCAGCUCGAGUAACAGUGUUCCUGCAUCAGAAAAACAGUUCAAGCGCCGCAGCUGUCAGAUGGAGUUCGAGGAGGGCAUCUCCGAGACAAGGUCCAGGGAAGAACUGGGGAAAAUCGGGAAGCAGUCAAGCUUCUCCGGAAGCAUGGAGAUCAUUGAAGUGUCCUGACAGAUAAUGGACCUGGUGAAUGCUAUCCCGUGGGGGCAAAAAUGGACCUGUUUUAAGGGAGUGCCAGAAGAAGAAAAAUGAGGUGGAGACAAUGAAGGUUUUUUUUUGUGCUCCCCUCCACAGACAGUGUUAAAGACUCCAAUUGAGGGAAGGGCAGAUACAAGCUGAGAGUUAAUGUGAACAGUUUGCAAACCUGGACUGACAGAGCCUCAGAUGUGAUGUUUUAGGUAGUCAUACUUAUUCUGAACUCUUAGAAAUUGGAGGAAAUCCUGGGGGAAGGGGAGUUAAAGUUGUGGCUGUUGGUACUGCAAUUUUUUAUUUCUGUCACAGGUUAAAAGAUAUCACCCCAAGUAAGCAUCACAUUGCAUCUUGAUCAUACAAAAUUCCCUGAUGUUCAGACUCGUACUGUUUAUCUGUGGUUAAAUGUAGUGUGGGCUUCAGUGGGUGUACAGCUUGUGAUUUGAUCCUAGCCCCAUGUUUCGUCCCGAACUUCCACCCCUGUGUCAGAGAACCCUGCACGGCUACAUCCGCCCACCACCACCUUUCCCCUGUGGUCCGGCCCGCCCCAAAUGCUGCAAAAGAACACCACCAACUGUAGUGGACUUAAUAUUACUGUGUCCUCCUACUAUCACAGCACAAAGCAGAGAGGUCCAACGGACUUAACAUAAAGACGGUACUGCAUUCAAAUAACGAAGGAUCCUCUGUAUUCUGUUGAGGAAAAGACUUGUAACAAUGGACAGUGUGUCCCUCCAAAGCACAGUACAUUUAUCCUGACUUUGGCUCCUUUUGUUUCAAAUGUUAACAGCAUGAUAAGACUGAGGUUUCCGGAUCCACCCAGGCCUUUCCCCACUGAGCCACUAUGGCCAGAAGAGAGCAUGCACCUGAAAGGCUGACUACAGACAGACAAAUACUAUAUAUAUACAAUAUGAAUAUAUAUAGCAAUUUUAAUGAACUUCUGUUCAGUUAUAGUUUUAAUUUAUUGUACUGCUUCAUUCUGGUAAUGAGAAAUAAUAUAAUGUUUUGUGGAUUCUUUUUUUUUUCUUCUGUUGAAUUGUUAUUAUUAUUUGAUGUAUGGUAUUUAUGAACACACACUCAUUACAAAUACACACAUUCAACAAAAUUCAAGCAAGCAAUAUGUGCUGUUCCUUUUGUUUGAGAGAGUGAUGUAUGACUUUGAGAUGCACUUUUCUGCUGAGUGAUUACCAUUCACAUCCUGACAACACGAUAUUCCAAAAGCCAAGUUUUUGCUUCUGUUUUAUAAAAAGAAAAGGCACAGAAGUCCCACUGAUGAGUUCUUUAACCGGACCUCUGUAUUGUGAAUUCAGGAGUUUGUCACAACUGAGGGCCCAAUUAUGACUGAAAAGACUGUUUUACUCAGCUGUGUGGAGAUAAGAAAAGAGCAGCCUAACAACUCCUUGACCAUACUCUUAUAUAUGUUGAAGCAAAUGAGCCUGUCUUACAGCUAUGGCUGUGAACAAGUAUUUGUCCCUCACUGAUUUGUUUUGUUUCUUUCUCUUUUUUCCCCCUCACACUUAAGUGUUUCUGUCAUCAAAAUAGUGUUUAUAUUUGGCAAAGAUAACCUGAGUAAAUACAAAAUCCAGUUUUUUAACAACAGAAAAAGUUAUUCAAGUUAUUAUGUUAAAAAAAAACCCGGAUGUUUAAAAAAAGAAAAAAGAAUUUCUUCCAAAUCCUAAUAACUGGUUGGACUACCCUUGACAAUCCUUUAGGAUUUUCUCGCAUAGAACAAAAUUCUAUGCGUGUAUUUUGCACGACUUGAUUACCUCAAGUCGUGCAAAGCAGCCUCCGACCAUCACUCUAUCACACAGGUGUCAAACUCCAGUCCUGGGGGGCCACUGCCCUGCAACUUUUAGAUGUGCCUCUGCUGCACCACACCUGAAUAGAAUAAUUAGGUCAUUAGCAAGGCUCUGGAGAACUGAUCUACACAGGAAGGAGGUAAUUAAGCCAUUUCAUUCCAGUGUUUUGUACCUGUGACACAGCUAAAAACUGCAGGACAUCUGCCCUUGAGGACUGGAGUUUGACACCCCGGCUCUAUCACAAUAAUGUUGAAUGUAGGUUAAAAACAAAAAAAUAAAUAAAUACUGCGGUAGUUUUUGCCAUAUUUGAUGGGAUGCAUACCUUUCUGCUUUUGUCUCUUCAGUCUAAGUAUAAGAAUAUGCCUCUGUAAUAUUUAUGGUCAUCAGUUUUCACCAUAGAGCUUUCUCUGGAUGCCAAUUUUCCCAGUCUCUUUCUUAUUUCUCAAUGAUCUGACCUAAGACAAGUGAGACAUGUAGAGCUUUAGAGGUUCUUCUGUUGUUAAUGAUCCUUAUUGAUCUUUGCUGGACUUGCAAAAAUGUACAUGACUGUCUAACUGGUAACGACAAGUGACUCCUGAUUUGACAGUAGAAUUAUGUUUUCGGAUUGGGCCAGGUUAGCAUAAGCAGAUUUUUCCACCUUAACAGAUAAAUUCAAAAUUGCAACCUGCUUUUUCUGUUUUACUCUGGUUGUCUUUGUUUGCUAUACGUUUCUUGAUACUAUAAAAUAUGUAAGUGUGAGGAAAAAUGCUGAAACAGAAAAAAAUGUGCGAGGAGCCAAUAGUUUUUCGCAUCAAUGUGUAUGCUAACAGAAGUACGCUGUCACGGUUUUCAGAUCUUCUCUGAGCUAGUGAUGCUCACAGCUGAAACUAUACAUUCAUGGCACACUGUACGCCCCUCUCACUUACAGUAUAUUCACACAUGAAUCCCUACACACACCCUUUCGUUCAUUCUCAGGGGAUCUUUUGGUGAGCCAAGCCCAACACAGGGUACACAGCUGCUGGUACAUCAGCACAAUGCAUGUCCAUGAAGCACCCUCUCUCUCUUUCUCUGUUUUUUAUCUGUUUUUACAAUAAUUUUUAAAUUUCCAAAGCUUUGAUCACAAGAGCAUAACACAAUGAACAUAAAAAUAAAAAAAAUCGGGCUCUUCGUAUUUCGAGGUAGAAGGAAGGGAAAUAAAUGAGCUCUCCUGGUGUGAGAAGGUUAUUUAUUUGUAAUGUAAAAUGUGUUUGAUAUUUUUCUUUUGACCCUGGAUUAGCUUUACUGUCUGGCGAUCUCUGACCUUUUGACCUUAUGCUGCUACAGCUACAAGUUCAGAUAAGUCAUGUGUUUCCUGAAGAACCUUUUUUCACCUUACUCCCCAUAUUUUUAAGAAUUGUUAUUUAUGCUAUGUAACAAGAAUGAUGCAGGCUGUCCCCUUUGCUACAUUAUUAUUACUAUUAUUAUUAUUAUUAUUAUUAUUAUUGUUGUACAUAGCAACGCAUCUAAGAACACUGAUAAAUUUAGACAAGUUUUUAAAAUAAAAUCCUGAUACCUUAGGCUGCUUGAUGCAAAAAUACCUCAGGUUCUAUUGAAAGGCUUUUCCUUCCCCUGUAUAUGUUUUGUGAAAAUGAGACAAAAAUACAGACAUGACAAAAUACA